Messenger RNA from Aplysia californica (California sea hare), 1227 nucleotides. Its product is annotated as sphingomyelin phosphodiesterase. NCBI's taxonomy places the organism in Eukaryota, Metazoa, Mollusca, Gastropoda, Aplysiida, Aplysiidae. The record is from RefSeq and is a predicted model, not a curated record. Gene Ontology annotation, molecular function: hydrolase activity.
AUUCUUUUCUUCCUUGGCUCGUCAGUGUGAGCAACAGUGACUGAACUCGUUACUGAAAUAGUCGCGAGAAACAGUUAUGUGACAGUUAGUUGAUAACACGGAACGGCGAUAGAAUAAGUACAGGAGACCUUAGACUUUGUGAACAGCACUUUGGCUUACUGCUAUCAGCCUGCGUACAACUACUGCGAUUGUUUAGUGCACAGAUCAUUCAUUGUCAAGUCUUUAUAAGCAAGACACUCUCUACAGUUUGUGUGUAUAUUAUCUCCAUAGCUGUUUUGUCUGGACAUCUAUGGUGAUUCUGCGUGUAAGUAAAAAAAGGUGUACAUGUGCAGGAAGUAAUAGACCGUCUGUGUACAUAAGAGACGAUUUUCUCUAUAACGAACGAAGUCAGACAAAGAUCUACGACAGCAAGAAACAGAAUUGUGUUUAUACAUUGGCCUAUAUUUGGCUAUUUUAUGAUCUAAAGAGUCUUUUCACACGGGACACCAGGAGCUGUUUGUGGGCAUCAACAGUGAUUCUGUGGAUAGCUCAACGUUUCAAAUAUUUCUAAAACCGCGAUCGUAAAAUACGUACAUAUUCAUUGGCACAAUGGAGGUGACUUUGCGAUUCCUGACGUGUUUUUCGAUGCUGUUAUGCCUGAUUGCUUCUCUGUCGUCUGCAUCAAGUGAGACUGUGAACACUCGGAAAUACACUCAAGAACGGCCUCUUUCUGCUGACGAUCGUAAAGAUGUUCGUCUAGAGAGGGUGCAGCAGACGACAAACAAGACAGAAAGUCUGCCUGGUGAGAAACGACACAGCGCAAACGAAUCGAAAUCAAAGCUGAAGCAGAAACCAUCUUCUGGGAAUUCCCGAGAGCGAGUUUCCGGAGUGACACCUUUCUCACAAGACGCAAUGACGUCAUACUUGUCGAGAAAACGCGAAUGGGAAGAUCCCUCUUUCGACGUGUCGUGUUUUGUCUGUGAGCUGACAGUUGGCACGAUUCAAAAACUUCUCAGCAACUCCACGAAUUGGGACAUAAUUGAGGAAGAGGUGGUGAAGAUCUGCAUUCUGUUCAAAGUCGAGGAUGCGCGAGUCUGCAGAAUGGUGGUCAAGCAGUUCCAGGCAUCGCUUAGAUCUGGCAAAGUGUACGGCCAGGGGGCAGGCAGGUUCGGGGACUACCAGUCAUGUGACGCACCUCUCUCUAUGGUCCUGACCAUGUUUAAGCAUCUCAGCACUGUCUCUGACCAG